This is a messenger RNA of Cinara cedri, 1402 nucleotides long. The record is from the annotation of a GenBank genome assembly. NCBI's taxonomy places the organism in Eukaryota, Metazoa, Arthropoda, Insecta, Hemiptera, Aphididae.
AUGGCCAAAUAUAUCGUACAAAUAAUAAUCAUAGGGUCACAGAUAGUCGGCAAGGCGUUCUCCAGAGCUCUCAAACAGGAAUACGCGGCCAGCCAAGAGGCCGCUCGUAGAGCUGGUGGAGGACGUGUUGGAGCAGCGCACGCCGCGGCCAAUGCCAAGGCCGGUAUCACACUAGACGAGGCUAAACAAAUAUUAAAUGUCAAAGGUAUAUACUUGAUCUAUAUUUGCCGUUCCCAGGUUUUGGUAGAACACCUUUGGGUUUAAGAGCCCGGUGUCAACGCCGUUUUUGGCUCAUUAACAUGCUUUACGGGAUUAACUCAUGCCUCGUAGAAUGGUUCGAUUUCGAAGAUUAUUUUUUCGUUGCAAAGAUGAAGACGUCCUAUAGCUCUCAUUGAACCAAUAUAUCUUAAAGAAAAGGUCAAUUUUUAACCAUUUCUAAUUAAUAAUAAUACAAUUUAAUACCAUUAUUUUAAAAAUCCAAUGAAAAAUGCGAGCUGUAAAAUGUUUAUCAAUUAAAAACAUAACAGUCGAAAAUAUUAUGACAAUAAUGAGUUAUCCCUAUUCCCGCAGUCGGUAAAAACGACUGUAACUCUUCCUCCUAAAUAUGUACUAGGUAGUAGACCAGUUUGAAAAUCUCAUCUUGAAAUUUAAAUGUUAAAACUAAUUUUAUAAUUUUUCAAAAUUGGAGAAAAUUUGAAGAACUGAUAUCGGGCAUUUUAAGUUCAUAUUUUAUUUAUUUUGUAACUAUUAUGAAUUUUAAUUACGAUUCGAAUGUGUAUGCUGUUGGUUAAUCUAUUUUCAAAUACUGUACCUACAACUGUAAAUUAUAUAAAAUCAAUUAUUACCUCAUUGGCUUGAUGAAUUUGACUAAUUUAAUAAAUAUAAUAAAAGUACCUAUUUGUGUAAGUAUCUACACCAUAAAUUAUGUCAUGUCAUGUUACAUCAUGUUAAGCAAAUUGGUAUGUUUCUAAAUGUUUUAAUAGUAAAACAAAAUUAUUUUUCAUUUUUAUACCAUGACUGAUAAGAAACUUUUGAUCAAAAAAUAAUGUCGAGAUUCAAAUAAUCAAAUAGGUAUAUCAAUUAUUUAUUAAUUUUAGUAUUCAUAGCUAGUUUAAUCAUUUUUAUUAUAUACCUAGAUUGAUUAUCAUGAAUAAAAUUUAUUUUCUGUAUUUAAAUUCUUAAAAUAACCAAAUAUAUAUAUGAUAUUUUUUUGUUAAGGUAAUAAUAAUAACUAAUAUUUUUUUUAGAUAUGACACCAGAAGAAGUCCAAAAAAGAUAUGAAUAUUUAUUUAGUAUAAAUGAUAAAUCAAAAGGUGGUUCCUUUUACCUACAGUCAAAAAUAUUUAGAGCUAAGGAAAGACUGGAUCAAGAAUUAACUAAUAAAAAAAGUGACAAAGUGUAG